Messenger RNA from Musa acuminata AAA Group (dessert banana), 2728 nucleotides. RefSeq names its product probable serine/threonine-protein kinase PBL1. Gene Ontology annotation, biological process: protein phosphorylation. NCBI's taxonomy places the organism in Eukaryota, Viridiplantae, Streptophyta, Magnoliopsida, Zingiberales, Musaceae. The coding region runs from base 862 to 2520 and encodes 552 amino acids. Gene Ontology annotation, molecular function: ATP binding; protein kinase activity. The record is from RefSeq and is a predicted model, not a curated record. The transcript has 5 exons.
AACGACACAAUCGUACCAAAUUCUUAGGGUUUGUUUUAAGGCUUCCCUCCGGGUUUUUCCUUGGGACUUCUCGGUUGGGAUUGUUUCUCUACGAUUUUUUUCUCCCGGAACUAGGAGAAGCUGAUUCUGGAGUUACAGUAACUUGCUUUUCAUGGAAACGGUGAAACUCAUUAAAAGAAGUCGUAUCAUAAAAUUUUCUUGAUAUUUAGGUCCGGUCCGACGGAAUCAUAAUUUUUCUUGUUGUUGGUAAUAUGUUGUUUGUAACACGGUGGUAUUGUUAAGACAAAUGAAAAUAGGUAUGAAAAGUGAGGAGAUAGAGAAAUCGCAUGACAUACACUACUCCUAUGGUUAUCUUUUAUUGAUCCUAGCAGAUCUGUGGAACAUGUUCGUAGGCGGACUAUCUUUGGGAUUGCCAUCUCUGGCUGGUGGUAGUCUACCAUGGUCAAUUCACGGCAGCUCGUUCUAAUUUUUCAAUAACUUCUUUAAUGAACUGACGGGCUGGUUUAGUGGAGCUUUGAAACGAUCGAAUCGGCUGGGCUUGAUAUGUGGCCCGAGGACUUUUUAUCUUGACAACACAAAUUUGUAGUGUAAUCCAAGUUAUUGUUGGUUUAGCUUUACAAUUCUUUUUAUUCGAUCCUCCAAUAGAAUAAAAGUCCCCAUUAAUUUACAUAAAAACAAGAAAUGAGGGAGUUGUUUCUGUUUUCUCUUCCGGCUUUGUGACACACUCCUAGAUUGAUGUAUUGAGUCGUGAAAUCAGUGUUGCCUUAACAGCAACUCUCAAUUUUAACACCAAUAACCACAACCAACUGCAGGUUUACCUUUGAAGGACAGCCCUGUCUCUGUUUUCACUGCACAAAGGAGAUGAUAUUUCAGUCCAACAGUAUUCUUGAGAUGGGCUGUUUCACAGUCUUGAAAUGCAAGAAAAAGAAAAUUGGGUGUUUUGGAAACAAGAAACGCAUGAUCGCUGCAGAGACUGUUACAUGUGCACUUCCGGAACCAACACAAUCUGGACCAUCCCUCCAGUCUGCCCCUCCAAGUUUCAGAAACAGAACAAAACCUGCACAAUCUGGCCAUCGGAUACUCAACAGCAGAGUUCGGGCACUGUCUGCUCCUUCUACCCUCGUUUUGGCAGACCAGUAUGCUCUUGCUUCACUAGAAUAUGAUGACCAAGAAGAGUGCAAAGGCAGAGGUAUCUCAGUGAAGGACCAACGCUUUUCAAAUCCUUUGCCGCUGCCCCUUCCCUCGCCACAUACUUUCUCUUUGAGGAACUUGGAAAGUUUUAACUUGAACAAUACUAGUGAUCCUAUUGUAUCAUCUGGACCUCUACCAUUGCCUCCAUUAGGGGGAGGAGGCCUCCGGAACUUCUCUUAUGAAGAGAUUUCGGCUGCUUGUCAAAAUUUUUCUGUGGGUCGAUGCAUGUCAGAAGGCCUUUCAACUACAAUCUAUAAGGCUACCUUUGGAGAUGAUAGCAUGAGUUUAAAGAGAAGCGAAGCUACAGUUACUCGUUUACUUCCUUCCUGUCAGGGUUUGAAGGAGUUUUUGAAUGAGGUGAAUGUACUAGCAUCCCUACAGCAUCCCUAUCUCUGCAAGCUGCUUGGUUUCCAUGCUCAAGAGGGGUCUGAUGAGCGGAUGUUAAUUUAUGAGAGGCUCUAUCAUGGAAGUAUAGAUCAACUUCUUCAUGGGAGAUUAGAUGGUCGAUCCAUGGAUUGGCCUACACGAAUGAAGGUUGCCCUAUGUGCUGCAAAAGGCCUUGCAUUUUUGCAUGAAGAAGGGCCUUUUCAGGCCAUGUAUUAUGAGUUUUCAACUUCAAAUAUACAAGUUGACAAGGACUUCAGUGCAAAGCUAUCAGGAUAUGGAUGUGCAAGCUACAAUCCAGACGCAGACGUCUCUGAUUCUUCUAUUGCUACUGCAAACCUAUCAGCGGAGACCUUGGAGCAGGGGUUGUUCACUCCGAAGAGUAAUGUCUGGAGUUUUGGAAUAGUCCUUCUUGAACUGCUGACUGGUAGGAAAAAUCUGGACAACCGCUAUCCCAAAGAAGAGCGAAACAUUGUGAAAUGGAGUAGACCUUUUCUUGCUGAUGAUUGUCGCCUAUCUCUUAUCAUGGAUCCCCGUAUGAAAGGGCGUUUCCCUCCAAAGUCUGCCCGAACUGUAGCAGACGUUGCACUAAAAUGUCUCCGAAAGGAUCCUUCGAAGAGGCCUACCAUGAGGUUCAUCGUCGAAGCACUCAAGGAUGUUCCUGACAUGAAAUGCCCUAGCCGUUACCCCCUCCAAGAACCAUCUGUCAUUGCAGGGAAACGGAUGUGCAAGUCUCCAAGUCUGAUUGGCAUCAUUCCACCACAACCUCCUCCCAGUUUCUCAAUUUCACCUCCGUCAAAAAGCCAAUUGUUGCUUUCUCCAAGGACAUCAAUAUCCAUAUCUUAUCCGCCUCUUAAGUGCACUACUACACGUGCAGUAGAGGAUAAUAGGAUAAGCAGUAUCAGAAGCUGUUCGCCUGCUAUGCAGAGGCUUGAAGGGUUUUGAUAUGCCUAUAUUGAUUAGUAAUUUGUUGUUUUUGGGUUUUUUUUUUUUGUUUUUGUUUUUUGUAUGUUGUGACUUGAUGCAAUAGAGGAUACAAGAUGUAUAUUUUGUUUGCUUAUCCACUCCUAGGUAAAGUAAUGGGGGUAGGAUUACCAUUUGUAGGUAAGCGUUCUGUUGUCAAUGAAUCUACACCAAAAUUUUCUGGCAGGCA